UAGGAACAAAGAUGGCGGCGCCCAUAAGAUUGCGAAAUUUGCGUUUGUUUUUGUAGGAAAUUUCGUCACAUUUCCGCGGACUUAGAGAGCUCUGCACAUCAGAACACGCCAGUGUGCGGUGUGUAGCGGGGUACCGCCAUGCCGGGGAAGCUGAAGGUGCGAGUAGUAGCGGGGAGGGACCUGCCCAUCAUGGACAGGGCCAGCGACCUCACAGACGCCUUUGUAGAGGUGAAGUUCGGAGCUACUAACUACAAGACAGACGUCCAGAAGAAGUCUCUCAACCCUCAGUGGAACUCAGACUGGUUCAAGUUUGAGGUAGAUGAUGAAGACUUACAGGAUGAACCAUUACAAAUUCGAGUCCUGGACCAUGACACAUACAGUGCCCAUGAUGUGAUUGGAAAGGUGUAUAUAGAUAUCGACCCCCUGCUGACUAAAGACUCUGCCUCAGUUAUGCAGGGCUGGUUCCCCAUCUACGACACCAUGCAUGGAAUCCGAGGCAGUGUGUACAUUGUGGUGAAGGUGGAUCUGUUCAUCGACACCAACAGGUUCAGACAGUCAUCCUGUGGAGUCCAGUUCUUCUGCUCCCCCUCCAUCCCGUAUGGCAUGUAUCCUGUGGCUAUUCUGGGGUUUGUGGAAGAACUGGUGGUAAAUGAUGAUCCAGAAUACCAGUGGAUAGACAAGAUUCGGACUCCUCGAGCCUCAAAUGAGGCCAGACAGAGCCUGUUCUCCAAGCUGUCAGGUGAGCUGCAGAGGAAGAUAGGACUGAAGGUACUGGAGAUGGGAGGCAAUGCUGUCAUUGGGUACAGACAGUGUUUUGACCUGGAGGGUGAGUCAGGUAUCGUGGUGCGAGCCAUCGGCACAGCGGCCCACCUGGCGCGGCUCCAGCCACCACCGGUCUCUCCUCACCAGUCUCCACCAGUCAUCAAGGAUGCCGUCAAGGAGGCACCUGUACCAGAGGAGGGCACGGCCCCCCCUCCCUCCCCCACCAAACUCUUCUCCUCCCCCCUGCCCAAGGAAGUGGUGCCUCCCAUCGGUCCGGCUGAGAGGGUGCGGCGCCAGUCGUCUGAUUCUGACCUGAGCACGACACCAAAAGGAGGGAGUGUGGGCAGUAGUGGCAGCAGCGGGGGGAAGGCCACCAUGAUACAGAAGCUCAUGUCCCAACAACCCAGCCUGGAUGUCAUGGAGUACCCAUUCUUCACCCUGCGGUCCUUCCAGCCUGGGUUCCUGCAGUCCCUGGGAGGAGUGGUGUCUGCUCGCUCUGUCAAACUGUUGGACAGGAUCCACAACCCAGAUGAGCCUGAGACCAGAGAUGCCUGGUGGAUAGAGUUACGACAGGAGAUUCGAUCUCAUGCCCACGCGCUGGGCUGUAAUGCUGUGGUCGGGUACAGUGAGUCCACUAGUAUAUGUGAUGAGCUGAUUGUGUUGUCAGCUGCCGGCACAGCUGCACUUCUCAACCUCAGACCAGAGGAAGCCAUAUUCAACAAAGACCCCUCUCUGCGUCAGUCUGGCCUGCUGACAUGUUCGCUGGACCGUCGUGACUUCGAGACGCUCCAGCAGGCACAGAGAGACACGUCGGCGGGGAGCGGGUACGGUCCCACUCUGCUAGAACGCAGCUUCGCGGUCAGGCGAUCACUGUUGCAUGGCCAGCCUGGGACUUCAGAUGAGGUUUCCAUGAGCUGUAGUCCCUGCCACAUCCCAUACGAUCGACUCAACACUCCCUUCCCUAUUGUGUUAGAGAACUGUGCUGUCUGUAGACAUGGAAAGGUCCCAGAUGUGCUGUUUACGACUAUAGAGCCUCCAGUAGACCUGCCAGUUACUGGACAUGGCUGUCUUAUACAGGCUAGGGUGUGUCGGGGGAAAAGGAAGCUACAAGGGGAGGCCAAUGCUGCAGCUGUCAGUGAUGUCCUGCCCUUCAUGGAGUAUGAACUUCAUCGGCAGCUUAUGCACAAACUCAAGGCUAAGAGCAUGAACAGCCUUUUUGGACUGAAUGUGGAGAUUUCAGUGGGAGAAACUCUCAUCAUAGGAAUUGCAACAGCAACUGCAGCAUUUUUGUCAGCCCUCCCCGUUCCUGGACCACUGAAAAUUACAGGGAAGAAUGGGUCAGAACAGAAGGUGUCUGCUAUGCAGAAGAGAGUCCAGGACAUGCAGGCCAAGAACAGGGACAUCUACGAUCUACAGCACCUGUCUUCUGAGCCCCCAGACGUCACAAAAGAGGAAGAUGAGAAGGAGCUGCCUGACGUGGCAGACCAUAUGCCCAGCAGUCCGGGUUGCCAUAGUAACCACUCCCACAGCAGCAGCGGGAGUGACCUCAGUGAACUUGACCUCUCUGCCGGCAAGAAGGAGGCGUUUGUCAUUGAGAUUGAUGAUGCUGAGGAUGAGGAUAUCGUGUCCUUAAUGUUGGACUCACCUGAACCUGAAGGUUUCCAGUCCUGUAACACCGAGCUGCCCCCUGGGAUCCAAAUUCUCACAAGUAAUGUACAGACAUUUACAACAGUGAUGACAUACAACGAUUCCCAAGCCUUGGCCCACCACAGCAGACAUCUAACUAACAUCUUCGACAACAUUCUUAAGACCCUGUAUUUCAAGCUGCGUAUGAUGGUGCCCUGCUGUCUCUCGGACGUACGCUUCCAUGUCGCCAUUCCAGAGGACAACGAAAUGCAGGUUACAGUGACGGCUGCAGCUGUAGGUUUACAGGAGAGUCCACCAUCAGCCAGUGAGACACAACCCCACGUCAGGAGGAGACAGAGAGACAGUAAACUCCAGGAAAGCAGUACUGAAAAACAAGACAAUGACAGAUUUCCAGAGUCCAGUGAGAGUGACCGUGAAGACAUGAUGUUUGUGAUGGACGGAGACCCAGAGUCCACCCCCCAGUCCAGCACUCCCACCAAACUCACCCCUACACAGCACAUACCAGGUCAGUCUCACCAAACUCACCCCUACACAGCACAUACCAGGUCAGUUCCACCAAACUUACCCCUAUACACAGCACAUACCAGGUCAGUCUCACCAAACUCACCCCUACACAGCACAUACCAGGUCAGUUCCACCAAACUCACCCCUACACAGCACAUACCAGGGCCGCGUACGUAUAAGCAGGAGGGUCGCUCGCAGCUCACGCCCCACGGGAUCCAGCUCAGCCCGCUGUCGUACGUGCCGGGCGGCCGCGUGGAGCGAUACCUGGGACACGUCAACAUGUUCUUCAUCCGCGAGAGUACGUCGGUCCGAGAGCAUGGUGGGAUGAAUGGAGUUGUGCACAAGUUCCUGCUGGAGGUUCAGGCCAUCCUGCGAGCCCACGUCUCGGCGCUAGGGGGCAACGCUCUGCUGUCUCACACUGUCAGCCAGGUGGUUCUGCUGGACAACCCCAACAGGAACCAGGGCCAGUGCCUGCUGAACGUGAGCGGUGACGCGGCGUGUGUCGUGUACUAUGGAGACCAGAUCCUGCCCGUGUCCGUCCCCUUCUCGCUAGCUGCCAUCGCGGACAGGUCACCCAUCGCCAAGUUCAGCCCAAAGGAGGCCAAGAGGAAAGUCCCCCUCAUGACAGACUUGUGACAGUGACCUUGUGGAUAUAGUGUACAUG
Branchiostoma belcheri (Belcher's lancelet) is the source of this 3577-nucleotide messenger RNA. Its product is annotated as C2 domain-containing protein 5-like. Gene Ontology annotation, molecular function: calcium ion binding; calcium-dependent phospholipid binding. The coding region runs from base 139 to 3549 and encodes 1136 amino acids. The transcript is spliced from 36 exons. Gene Ontology annotation, biological process: protein localization to plasma membrane; positive regulation of vesicle fusion; positive regulation of protein targeting to membrane. NCBI's taxonomy places the organism in Eukaryota, Metazoa, Chordata, Leptocardii, Amphioxiformes, Branchiostomatidae. The record is from RefSeq and is a predicted model, not a curated record. Gene Ontology annotation, cellular component: plasma membrane.